This is a messenger RNA of Aspergillus saccharolyticus JOP 1030-1, 609 nucleotides long. RefSeq lists its product as uncharacterized. NCBI's taxonomy places the organism in Eukaryota, Fungi, Ascomycota, Eurotiomycetes, Eurotiales, Aspergillaceae. The coding region runs from base 1 to 609 and encodes 202 amino acids. The record is from RefSeq and is a predicted model, not a curated record. The transcript is spliced from 3 exons.
AUGGGAUUCAUAUCGUCCAAAAUCCUCAUUCAAGCUCAUGCCUUCUUACUAACUGUUCUGGCCGUUCAUUUGAUGAGAUCACCCGAAGUCAUCACGGAAUCCGACGUUGUACUCAUGCUUGGAGAGCUUCUGCAACUGGAUGCGCCAUCAUCGUUCUCCCUUUCUCAACCCCAUUACGCCCUGUGCGGAAUUCUUCUUAUCAUCGACGCCCUUAUCGACCUCGUCCUUGUCUACACAAUCCCUCAAAUCAAUGAAGUCUUCGCAAUGGCGGAGGCUGCACGGUCUCAUGCCCCGGGCUCCGUGGCCGGGGCCAUGCGCGCGAAUCCCUUCAUGGCUCGGCUUGGCUCGCUCUACUCUGAAAUCUGGACACUCCUUUCCGCCGCUCGCUUUUGCGUCUUCUUUGCCGUCUCCUUCUACAUCUUUCAGUGCCAACCGUCCGUGUGGGCUGGCAUAGAAAGUGUCGGUAACGUGUCUACAGUGGCCCAACUCAAGAGUCCAGUCACAUUCACCUUUGGGUUCAUGGAAAUGAUGUUCUGGCUCUGGAUCUCCGUCACCAUUCGGGAAGAGAAACAAGCAGUGAGUUCGAGGUUUUUGGAGCGCGGCCAAUAG